AUGUCCAAGGAAGAAGAGAAUCCUGUCGAAACGGCGGACACUAACGACAACUCGAACGAGUCCAACUCCGACACGACUUCGUCCAACACGAAGGAACCGGACUAUGAUGCGACACUCGAAACGGACCGCGGCAAGCGGUUUGAGUUUUUGCUGAAGCAAACCGAAAUUUUCGCUCACUUCAUGAACUCGGCCCCCAGCAAGAGCCCCCCGAAAGCGCCCCGCGGCCGCAAACCGAAAGUGGACAAAAAUGCCGAUCCGGGCGACCACCGACACCGGAAGACCGAGCAGGAAGAGGAUGAGGAGCUGCUGGCCGCAACGAACGCGAAGGCGAAGACGGUGUUUCGCUUCGAAUCGUCUCCGCCGUACAUAAAAGCGGGCGAAAUGCGCGACUAUCAGAUCCGUGGCCUGAAUUGGAUGAUCUCACUGUUCGAAAACGGUAUCAACGGUAUUCUGGCGGACGAGAUGGGUUUGGGUAAGACGCUGCAAACGAUCUCGCUGCUGGGCUAUCUGAAGAACGUGCGCAACAACCACGGUCCGCACAUUGUGAUCGUACCGAAAUCGACGCUCCAGAACUGGGUGAAUGAGUUCGCGCGCUGGUGUCCGUCGGUGCGCGCCGUAUGUUUGAUCGGUGAUCAGGAAACGCGCAACGUCUUCAUCCGCGAUGUGCUAAUGCCGGGCGAGUGGGACGUGUGUAUUACGUCGUACGAGAUGUGCAUCCGCGAGAAGGCGGUCUUCAAGAAGUUCAACUGGCGCUACAUGGUCAUCGACGAGGCACAUCGUAUCAAGAACGAAAAGUCUAAGCUGUCGGAAAUUUUGCGCGAAUUCAAAACCGCCAACCGACUGUUGCUGACCGGCACGCCGUUGCAAAACAAUUUGCACGAGCUGUGGGCGCUGCUAAACUUUCUGCUGCCCGACAUUUUCAACAGCGCCGAAGACUUCGACAGCUGGUUCGAUGCGAACCAGUGCAUGGGCGAUAACUCGCUGAUCGAGCGGUUGCACGCGGUGCUGAAGCCGUUCCUGUUGCGUCGCCUAAAGUCGGAGGUCGAGAAGCGACUGCUGCCGAAGAAGGAGGUGAAAAUUUUCGUGGGCCUCUCGAAGAUGCAGCGCGAGUGGUACACCCGGAUUCUGUUGAAGGACAUCGACGUGGUGAACGGGGCCGGAAAGAUGGAGAAGAUGCGGCUGCAGAACAUUCUGAUGCAGCUGCGCAAGUGCACCAACCACCCGUAUCUGUUCGAUGGCGCAGAACCGGGCCCACCCUACACGACCGAUUAUCAUCUGCUGGAGAACAGUGGCAAGAUGGUGGUGCUCGACAAGCUGCUGCGGAAGCUGCAGGAGCAAGAGUCUCGUGUGCUCAUCUUCAGCCAGAUGACGCGUAUGUUGGACAUCCUGGAGGACUUUUGUCACUGGCGGGGCUUUCAGUACUGUCGGCUCGAUGGGCAGACGCCGCACGAGGACCGAUCGAACAUGAUUGCCGACUACAACGCGGAGAACAGCUCCAAGUUUAUCUUCAUGUUGUCGACGCGUGCCGGCGGAUUGGGCAUCAACUUGGCAACUGCCGACGUAGUGAUCAUCUACGACUCCGAUUGGAACCCGCAGAUGGAUCUGCAGGCGAUGGACCGGGCCCACCGUAUUGGGCAGAAGAAGCAGGUACGAGUGUUUCGCCUCAUCACCGAGAACACGGUCGAGGAGAAGAUUGUGGAGCGAGCGGAGGUUAAACUGAAGCUGGACAAGUUGGUCAUCCAGCAGGGUCGGCUUGUGGACAACAAAACGAACCACCUGAACAAGGACGAAAUGCUGAACAUCAUUCGAUUCGGAGCCCAUCACGUGUUUCAGUCGCGUGAUUCGGAGAUCACUGACGAAGACAUCGACGCCAUCCUGCAGAAGGGCGAGGAGAAAACGCAGGAACAGACCGCCAAGCUCGACAAGCUGGGCGAAAGCUCGCUGCGCAGUUUCACGCUCGAUACGGACAAUCUGGAAAAUCGAUCGGUGUACCAGUUCGAGGGCGAGGAUUAUCGCGAGAAGCAGAAACUGCAGACACUCGGCUCUUGGAUAGAGCCACCGAAGCGUGAGCGGAAGGCCAACUACGCCGUCGACGCGUACUUCAAGGAGGCACUGCGCGUAGCCGAACCGAAGGCACCGAAGGCGCCUCGCCCACCGAAGCAACCGAUCGUGCAAGACUUCCAGUUCUUCCCGCCCAGACUGUUUGAGCUGCUGGACCAGGAAAUCUACCACUAUCGCAAGACGGUCAACUACAAGGUACCGAAGAACCCCGAUCUGGGCGCCGAGGCGAACAAGGUGCAGCGCGAAGAGCAGCGUAAGAUCGACGAAGCAGAUGCACUGACCGAGGACGAGUUGAUUGAGAAGGAGUCGCUGCUGACGCAGGGUUUCACCAACUGGACCAAGCGCGACUUCAACCAGUUCAUCAAGGCAAACGAGAAGUACGGGCGGGAUGAUAUCGAAAACAUUGCCAAGGAGGUCGAAGGCAAAACGCCGGACGAGGUGAUGGAGUACAGUGCGGUAUUCUGGGAGCGUUGCCACGAGUUGCAGGACAUCGAGCGCAUUAUGGCGCAGAUUGAGCGGGGUGAGACGAAAAUUCAACGCCGUGCCUCGAUCAAACGCGCACUGGACAGCAAGAUGGUCCGCUACCGUGCACCGUUCCACCAGCUCCGAAUUGCGUACGCCAACAACAAGGGCAAAAACUACACCGAAGAUGAAGACCGGUUCCUGGUGUGCAUGCUGCACAAGCUUGGCUUCGACAAGGAGAACGUGUACGAGGAGCUGCGGGUCGCGGUCCGGUCGGCACCGCACUUCCGUUUCGAUUGGUUCCUGAAGUCCCGCACGGCACUCGAGUUGCAGCGCCGGUGCAACACGCUGAUCACGCUGAUCGAACGCGAAAACCAGGAGCUGGAGGAAAAGGAGCGGCUGGAAAAGAAAAAGAAAACGGGUGGUGCCGGAGGCGGCAGCGGUACCGGUGCUGGUAUUGGUGCCGGUGGCGGUAGUGGUGCCCAAAAGGCCAACCAAAAACGCAAAGCCGAGACAACGCCCACGGUACACGACAAGAACAAGAAGAAGAAAAAGGUUUAAGUAGAACGCAAGGAACUGGACGAUUUUAUGUAAUUAUUUUUAUUUACAAAAAGCAGCAAUACCGUUAAGGUCCCCCUUGUGAAACUUCCCAACUCCACAAGUGUGAGCAGCGGAACGUAAGGUUGCCAACUCUCGAUGGAUACUACCCCCUGAUGACGUAAAUCUCGGAGAAAUGGGAAACAUAUAUUUUAUUUGCUUUUUAGUCCGCAGAUUAGUUUUUUUGUCUUUUAGCUUACAGUGCACGGUGGCCAAGCGCCCACUACCCUUAGUGUCACUUUCUGUAGUACCAUCUCUACUAUUCCAUCGCGUCCAUCGUCCAUUUAGUAUGUAUUUUUCCCAGUACUUUAAGUAAAGUGUGAAUAUGAAACGAGUGAACGAGGCGUUACAUUUGAUUGACUACUAGAAGGAAACAAGCGUCAUGGAAAAAUAGCAAACAAAUCCCAGUAUUGCGCUUUUUCCCAUCGAUCGAGAAACGGUUCCCGCGCUUGACAAGUCUGAAGGCUGGAGGCUGAAAACAGUUGUUCCCGAAAGAGACGGUAUUGGAAGAUACGUUGUGGUUGUAGUUUGUAUCCACAGCAUUAAAUGGGCUUACUCUA
Molecule: messenger RNA, 3680 nt
Organism: Anopheles cruzii
Lineage: Eukaryota; Metazoa; Arthropoda; Insecta; Diptera; Culicidae
Gene: Iswi
Product: chromatin-remodeling complex ATPase chain Iswi
Exons: 3
Coding region: 1-3084 (1027 amino acids)
Biological process (GO): regulation of transcription by RNA polymerase II; nucleosome organization
Cellular component (GO): chromatin; nucleus
Molecular function (GO): ATP binding; ATP hydrolysis activity; ATP-dependent chromatin remodeler activity
Source: RefSeq, a predicted model, not a curated record